AUGAAUCCCAAGAUUGUGGAAGAUUUUGAAAAGUUUAUGCUUGUUCUAGACAAGUCUUUCCAAAAAUUACUGACAGUCAUCGAAGAGCUUAUGCAGGUAUGGAAGAAGACUUUUUUGAAAGAGGAUUACGCAGAAAUUCUAUUUAAAAAAGGAUACAUGCUUCAUUUUUAUUAUCUUCGCUAUUUAAACACGGUCUCCGAGAUGUGCGAAGGUUGUAAGAUUGUUUUCAGCAGCAUAAUCCACCUCUCAGGUGAACUGCAGCGAAAGAAAACUGUGGAUACCAUUAGUGUUAUCCGACUUACAAUGGAGGUUGAAAAUAUAUCCAAUGUUCUCAGAAACUUCAGCAAUGAUAGUGCCAUUAUCAAGGAUGAUACAUUUGCAUUUCAUCUGGGUAUCGUUGCAAAUGAUUUUCUAGAAAGUCUGAACCUUUAUUCAUGCACGGCGAUGGCUCUGCUAGCUAUGGGUGCCGUUUAUACUGGUUUGGAAGGGGCUUUCGUACUUGGUGCUGUUGGAAAAUGCUGUCUGGCGUAUCAAAACUCUCGAGACCAUUAUGAAAUUAGAGACGCCGUAAAAAAACUUCACGAAGAGGCCGCAACUUUAAUCGGAAAAACGCACAGAGUAAGUGUUUUAAUGAAUACAACCACUCAGUACAUAAAUGGCCUGUCUUCUUUGACAGACAAAGAUUUGAAUAACGAUGAUGUCGUUGAAGUUCAAGCAGCACAUGUAGCUAGGAUCGGCCAGAGCCUAACAAAGCGUCUAACGUCUCUUCAGCGAGCAGUACAUAAGAGUCAAGACCUCACAUCCAAGUUUAUUUGUUUUAGUGACUAUUUGUUUCAAUAA
This is a messenger RNA of Mucor mucedo, 840 nucleotides long. RefSeq lists its product as uncharacterized. The transcript is spliced from 2 exons. The record is from RefSeq and is a predicted model, not a curated record. Bases 1 to 840 code for a protein of 279 amino acids. Lineage: Eukaryota; Fungi; Mucoromycota; Mucoromycetes; Mucorales; Mucoraceae.